CAGCAAUUCAGUGGUGAGUCUUUCUGUGUGCUUCAGAGAGAGUUGGAUGAGAGAGUGUGUGAGUGAAUGAGAGAGUCUGUGGGCAGAUAAAUGAAUAGUAGGUAGUAGCACCCUUAGUAAAAGAAUGGUCUUGUUUAUAAUAGGCAGAGGAUUCUGGAUGCUUUCUUUACACAAGCAGCAAUCAUGUGUGCUACCUCUUUUCUUAUGUGCCCUUCAGUUCUGCUGUUCACUGCUAACCUGGCCAUGUGUGUCUGGAGUGCAGGAGAACGAGUGUCCUGGUCCUCGCUGGAAUGCCAUGUGUCGCUCCUGCUGCGAGUACGAGCUGAUCAGGUGUAAGUGUCCAUCUGAGAGGACACAGGUGGGCUACGCUGUGCCCUGCUGCCGUAACAAUAUCCACCAGUGUGACCCCUGCAUCAUAUACCAGGGCUGCAGUGUGUUUGAAAACUGUAAGAGAUGUAAUAAUGGUACGUGGCAGGUAAAGGAUGAUUUUUACAUCAGUGGAAAGUACUGCACUGAGUGUCGACAGGGAUGGACUGGAGGGGACUGUCUCAAAUGUGGAGAAGUAAUACGAAGACCUCAAGGUCACGUAACCCUGGAGGGUUAUCCAGUCAAUGCCAAAUGUGACUGGACGCUAUACGUCAGCAGUGGGUUGGCCGUGGAGUUCAGGUUUACAAUGCUUAAUCUGGAGUUUGAUCACCGUUGUCGCUACGACUUCAUAGAGCUCAGAGAUGGUGAUAGCAUUCGCUCGCCUCUGAUUGGCCGUUACUGUGGAGACAAAAUCCCGCUACCAAUCAAAAGCUCUGGAAACUCGCUGCAUAUCCAUUUUGUAUCAGAUGGCUAUAAUAAUUAUGAUGGUUUCUCUGCAACGUUUCAGGAACUCUCAGACACAGAAGCCAUGAGGAAAAAAUGUCCCCCGUUAUCACAGCCACACCACGGUUACUCCUUAAAGGUUAUCGGCUCAGACGGUGCUAUAGAGAGCAUAGAAUUUUCCUGCAAUCAUUCUUAUAUCCUCAGUGGAAACUCAAAAAGAACAUGCCAGCUCGAUGGAACCUGGAGCGGCAGGCAGCCACAGUGUAUUAAAGCUUGUCGGGAACCAAAGAUCUCAAAGCUAGUGCGACAGAAGGUCUUGAAGCCACAAAUUCCUUUAAGAAAGAGUCCACAUCACAGGCUGUACUCCGCUAUCCAGCCUCAUGAAAGAAGCAGUAGCAGCAGUAUACAGAAAGCUCAGGGUGAAUUACCGACAGGAGUCCACCACCUCUACACAAGCAUAGAGUAUGAGUGCAUCUCUCCUCUGUACCAGCACUUUGGGAGUGCACGCCGUAAAUGUCUAAAAACUGGGAAGUGGAGUGGACGCCAUGUUACCUGUUUACCAGUUUGUGGUAAGCUCUCAUCCAAACCCAGGAACCUGGCACAAACCCACUGGCCAUGGCACGCAGCCAUAUACCAGCGUCUUCCUGAUCACACCAGUCCCAUUACAGGGACAACCAGAAGACACUGGGACAUGUUUUCUGCAGAUGACUAUGACUACUGGCAGGAGGAGAGCAUGGAAGAGACGUGGCAUCUGGUGUGCAGUGGUGCUUUGGUGAGCCAGCAUGCUGUCCUGGUGCCAGCACACUGUGCAACUGAGCCUGGACACUCACUACCCUACAACACGGCUCAUCUAAAAGUAGUGCUGGGAGAGAAUAAGAGGCUUCAGUACAUGAAGGUCUCAGAGAUCCUGGUUCAUCCCAACUAUAAUUCUACUGGAUUUGACUCAGACCUAGCUAUACUGAAGCUGGUGGAGAAGGCUAGGAUCAGCGAGUUCAUUUCUCCUGUGUGCUUGCCUCGUCUGCAGGGAGGGGAGCUAACUGUGAACCAGGCUUACAUCACUGGCUGGUCGGUAGCAAGAAAGCAUGAAACACACUCUCAAGUGGCUCAGACAGGAACAAUUGAACUAACCGAUGUGUUGCGGUGUGAAAGACAGUAUGCUAAACAAGGGAUUGCCAAAAGCAUUACUGAUAAUAUGUUGUGUGGGAGACAACAUCCUAUCAGUUCCAGUACAGUCUGCCCUGCCAGAUCAGGCGGAAUCAUACUUGCUCCUACUGCACCACAGCACAAGAGAGGAAAAGAAAAUGUCUCAGAGACAGCAUGGGAACUGCUGGGCCUGGUGAGCUUUGGCUUCAAUGUGCAAAACUGUAAUCCACAAUUGUACACAGUAUACACACGAGUUGUCAACUUUAAGAACUGGAUUGCAAAUAACAUAAAAUAACAUAAUAUUUCGAAGCAUACAGAUGUGAUAAAUCAGGUUAUGGACAAUAACAAGCAUUUUCAAAAUGUUAUAUAUGUUGCUAUAUUUUAUAUCAUUUUUUUAAACAGAAUGUCUUGGCUUUUUUAUACAAUGUAUAACACACAGUAUGUUCUUUAUCACAAUCAUAAAUCUUAAAGGUAUCGGUUCAAGCCUGUUAUCAUGAUCCAUCACUGUGUCUUGCCAAACAUGCUUGUACCCUUACAUGCACAGACAAGACUUUUUUUGUCUAAGUAAGGCCAUUUGGACACAUAACUCUCAUAUUUAACUGGUUUCAACCCCUAAAGUUUCAGUAACAUUUCAGCUCUUUUUCAUUCUGAUCCACUUGACAUUCUUGUUCAUUUUAAAUAAUGAAAACGUUUUACAGAAAUAUGAGAGAAAACAAUAUGAUCUAAAACAAGAACAGAGACAUUUCCCACAUCACCUUUGUGAUCGAUUUGAUUUCAAAGGGCUAAAAUACUUACAAUAAUUCAAACUCAAAAAUAUCACUGAACAGGUUUUUAUAUAAAAAUUUCAACAGCACACAUUGAAUCUCUAACAUUUUAUCAUGUCCUCAGGCCUGCAGUCCAAAGCUCACUGAUUUAGUUCUGGCCAUUAAGAAUUAACCUCAUCCUCAAUGAUUAAUGCAUAAAAAUCUGUGUGAACCAUUUGGGUAAAAAAAAAAAAAGCUCAAUCCUGUAUUCUGGACAAUCCGCUAUCAUGUCAAGUUUAAACUGAAACAUUUUUUAACCCACUACAUUUGCUUGUAUUUUUAACAAAUAGAAUAAUAACAGGUGACUCAUACAGUAUAAUUGCUCUCAAUAUUUUUAUUCUGUAUAGGGACUUAAAAGGUGUGAAGAUGCAAUGAGAUUGAAGUGAAGUAAGAGGUGAUAGGAGUUAUUUAGAUGAUGGAGUUAUUUCUAGUCCGUGUUUGAGAAGACCACAAUGCUGACCGAACAUGUUGUGGUUCUAUAAGCAGACACCGUACAAGAUUAGGUGGGGUCACGAAGGAUCACGACUACCUGUAUGUCUAUGUACAGAUUAUGUGCAUGCAGAAGAUAUUCUCUUUAUGUUAUGUGAUAAAGCAAGAAAAAUCCUGUGUAUGAAAUUACCACACAUUACAGGCAGGUGCUGCUGAGUCAGCGAAUGUAAAAAGCUCUUAUGUUACAGCAUGUGAAUUUCUCCAUUAUCAAACCGGUUUAUCUGACAAUGAGAGUGCAUGCAUUUUGGGUCACGAUCCCUAAAUAUGUUCAUGUAAAUGUGGGUUUUUUGUUGACUUUCUAUGUGGAACCACCUCAUAAAUAAAUGUGGUAGAGUACAUUCUUCAUAACAAUAAAUGAUUUAGUUGAAUGGA
This is a messenger RNA of Tachysurus vachellii, 3617 nucleotides long. It is a transcript of the gene pamr1a, whose product is annotated as peptidase domain containing associated with muscle regeneration 1a. The transcript is spliced from 10 exons. Lineage: Eukaryota; Metazoa; Chordata; Actinopteri; Siluriformes; Bagridae. Gene Ontology annotation, biological process: proteolysis. The record is from RefSeq and is a predicted model, not a curated record. Bases 125 to 2248 code for a protein of 707 amino acids. Gene Ontology annotation, molecular function: serine-type endopeptidase activity.